AUGUCUGAAAUCAGUGCGAGACUUUCACCUUUUACUGAAGACCUCCAGAAAGCCAUUAACCAUCAUAUCUACUGCGAGUUUCAGGCGAGCUUUGCAUAUUAUGAAUAUACUUUUCUUGCCUAUUCUUGCGCCAAGGAAGAAAACGCUCUCCAUGGCUUCAAGCAAUAUUUUCAUCGUUCUGCGAUCGAAUGUCUCGCCGAUGCAAACGCUUUUAUGCAUUAUCAAUGUCAGCGCGGGGGGGAUGUCGAAUUAAGAGAAAUUAGUGCACCCAAGCUUUUCUGGGGCGAUCCAAUUGGUGUUUUCGAAAAAGUCCUCGAAAUGGAAAAAUGUAUCUCCGAAGAUCUUUACAAGUUGGAUGAAAUCGCAGACAAGUGUGGUGAUAGGGCAGCUUGCAGCUUUAUCGAGAGUGGCUUUUUGGAAAAGGAGACGAGGCAUGUCAAAACAACUGCCGAUUUACUUCGUCAAAUGAAACGUGUUCAGGGCGAAGGCGUCGGUCUUUUCAAUAUUGACAAAGAGUUGCGAAAGAAUGAAGGAAAGGUUCCGUGGUCCAAUUGUGCCACAGAAGUUCAGGAAGCUCUUCUUAAUCUUAAGUUUUAG
Messenger RNA from Acaulospora morrowiae, 597 nucleotides. The record is from the annotation of a GenBank genome assembly. NCBI's taxonomy places the organism in Eukaryota, Fungi, Glomeromycota, Glomeromycetes, Diversisporales, Acaulosporaceae.